This is a messenger RNA of Aureobasidium namibiae CBS 147.97, 1734 nucleotides long. RefSeq lists its product as uncharacterized. NCBI's taxonomy places the organism in Eukaryota, Fungi, Ascomycota, Dothideomycetes, Dothideales, Saccotheciaceae. Gene Ontology annotation, molecular function: zinc ion binding; DNA-binding transcription factor activity, RNA polymerase II-specific. Gene Ontology annotation, biological process: regulation of DNA-templated transcription. The coding region runs from base 1 to 1734 and encodes 577 amino acids. The record is from RefSeq and is a predicted model, not a curated record. The transcript has 2 exons.
AUGGAAGUCAAAGCUAAGCGGCGGCGAAUAGCCGGUGCCAAGUAUAGCAAGAAUGCAUGUGGAACCUGUCGUAUUCGGAGGGUAAAAUGUGAUGAGGCAAGACCUGAUUGCAAGAAUUGUGUUUCUACUGGACGUACCUGCGAUGGCUAUGUAUCGAGCACAACCGCCAACAGCAACAAGACUUUGCCCCGAAAGCUGCUUCCGGCAGCCACGACUCUGCUGCCCAUCACCAUUGCACGAUCACCAUCAAACUUGGCUUUCAGUACGACCUCGGAGGAUCAAAUGUCUUUUCAGUACUUUAAUCAUCAUAUCGUCUCAGGUCUGAAGUUGAUCUUCUCUAAUUAUGCAUGGAUUACUCUAUCAUUGCAGCUCGCCAGCACUGAACCUUGCAUCUACUUCGCCAUUGCAGCCUGCGGCAGUGUCGGUAGCGCUCGUCUCGCCAGAAAGCAUCAUUGCUACUUCACGCCACCAUCGCCAGUCCAAGAAAAGCGAAAUCUGAAGCAGUAUUGUAAAGCAGCUGCAGCUCUGCAGAAGUACAUUGAUUUUGCUGCUUGUGGAAAGAGGCCCAUUGAACCCGUUUUGCUCUGCUGCUUGUUAUUUGUGGCGUAUGAAACUUAUCAAGAUGAAAAUGCGCUUGCUGUUCAGCAUUUGAGGUUCGGAAGGAGAGCUAUUGGGGAAGUCGCUGCAGGAAGUUCAAGAUUCUCGUCAAAGGGGACGGAGAAAGACGUUCUUGCUGCAUUUGACUGGCUAGGAGCGCAGGACUUGGACUUUGAGAAAGAUGAAUCACAAAGGAAAGAACCAUCAGCAAAACUCACACAUCCCUUUACAGGCCCAUCAAUUUCGGAUCUGGAAUAUACAAAGCAAGCACUUGACUAUCUUUCCACGGCCUCCUCGAACUGGAGAUCCGAAUUGCUUACGUUGGCAGCGGAACACGUCGCAACUCUGAAUAUCUCGACUCAACGACCAGCGAUUCUGGAGUGUGUUAUACAUUGCGUCAGUCAUUCUUUGUCUUUGCCACCCGGACACUCCCUGGUCCAGCGACAUUCUCAGCUCUUGCAUGCUCACCAAAUAUGGUCACUGCAGCUUGCAGCAUUGCAAAGAACACGAGGACACAUUCAUCGUCGAGCACUGCUCCACCUACAGAUCCAGCUCUUCUACUCAUCUUUUAUUCUUGAAACUGCAAGAGAUACCCAUGCGAAAUACACAGAUCGUUUCAACGACCAAGCAGCUACAGUCCUCGACUCAAUAGAAGAAUUUCUUUCACCAUAUCGCACUUACCACGGACCAAACUCGAGCAACAAAGGAGUCUACCCGUACACCCCCUUGCCUCAGAAGCAAGAGUCUUGCUUCUCGCUCGAAUACGCAGUCGUCCCUACUCUCCUCGCCAUCUGCUUCAAGAUCCGUCAUUCGCAAACCAGGAGACGAGCAUUACAUCUACUACGAUCCGCCAAUAGACGCGAAGCUGGACAGUGGAGUGGAGAGUUGUGUCAUUAUGCUGAUGCUAUCAUUGUGCUUGAGGAAUCAGUGGCUGUGGGUGUUGUACUUGAGAAUGCGAAGAUAUUGGAAAUUGUUAUUGAGGCCACUGGAUAUCUUGAGGUCGGUCUAGUCUGUGGGAGGUUCAGAACAGAAGGGGACGGAAUGUUGGAGGUCGUGGAGUAUAGGGGUGCUGGGUUGCCGCCGUUACGUCUGCAACUUGUGCGGGAGAGUGUCUUUCCGUUUGGGAUUGAGGUUUGA